This is a messenger RNA of Microtus ochrogaster (prairie vole), 4776 nucleotides long. RefSeq names its product integrin subunit beta like 1 (gene Itgbl1). Gene Ontology annotation, biological process: cell adhesion mediated by integrin; cell-cell adhesion; integrin-mediated signaling pathway. The record is from RefSeq and is a predicted model, not a curated record. Gene Ontology annotation, cellular component: integrin complex; cell surface; focal adhesion. Gene Ontology annotation, molecular function: integrin binding. NCBI's taxonomy places the organism in Eukaryota, Metazoa, Chordata, Mammalia, Rodentia, Cricetidae.
GGGUGUCCCAAGUCCUUCUGCCUGGACAUCUGCUGGUGACACUUCUCCCUCCUGUUGCCUCCAGUGAAAGCCCCACCUUGCGGCAGGCAGAGCAGCUGGCCUGCCCUCCUGCCUGCACAGACCCUCAGCUCAGCAUGCAUCCCCCUGGCUUCAGGCUGUUGCUGGUCUCCUCCCUUCUCUUCGUUGGGCUGUCAGCUGCCCCUCAAAGCUUCUCACCAUCUCUGAGAAGCUUGUCCGGCGCCCCCUGCAGGCUGUCCAGGGCCGAGUCUGAGCGUAGAUGUCGUGUACCUGGGCAACCCCCAGGGGGUGCCCUGUGCCAUGACCGUGGCCGGUGCGAAUGCGGGGUCUGCAUCUGUCAAGUGACUGAACCUGGCACCUAUUUCGGACCGCUGUGUGAGUGCCACAACUGGAUGUGCCAGACCUACGACGGGAAAACCUGCGCAGGCCAUGGUACCUGUGACUGCGGGAAGUGCAAGUGUGAUGUGGGCUGGUCUGGGGAGGCUUGCCAGUACCCAACCAAGUGUAACCUGACCAAAAAAACCAGCAACCAGAUGUGCAGGAACUCUCAAGAUGUCAUCUGCUCCAAUGCAGGUACAUGCCACUGUGGCAGGUGCAAGUGUGAUAAUCCAGAUGGAAAUGGACUUGUUUAUGGCAAAUUUUGUGAGUGUGAUGACAGAGAAUGCAUAGAUGACGAAACAGAGGAAAUCUGUGGAGGCCAUGGGAAGUGUUACUGUGGAAACUGUUACUGCGAGGCUGGUUGGCAUGGAGAUAAAUGCGAAUUCCAGUGUGACAUCACCCCCUGGGAAAGCAAACGAAGAUGCACAUCUCCAGAUGGCAAAAUCUGCAGCAACAGAGGAACAUGUGUUUGUGGUGAAUGUUCUUGUCACGACGUUGAUCCAACUGGGGAUUGGGGAGACAUUCACGGGGACACGUGUGAGUGUGACGAAAGAGACUGCAGAGCUGUUUAUGAUCGAUACUCUGAUGAUUUCUGUUCAGGUCAUGGGCAGUGUAACUGUGGACGAUGUGACUGUAGAACAGGCUGGUAUGGGAAGAAUUGUGAGCACCCAAAAUCCUGCCCAUUGUCAGCUGAGGAGAGUGCCAGGAGGUGCCAGAGUGGCUCUGACCUGCCUUGUUCUGGAAGGGGCAAAUGCGAGUGUGGCAGAUGCACUUGUUACCCCCCAGGGGACAGCAGGGUAUAUGGCAAGACCUGCGAGUGUGAUGACCGGCGCUGUGAAGACCUGGAGGGUGUGGUCUGCGGAGGCCAUGGCACAUGCUCCUGUGGUCGUUGUGUUUGUGAGAAAGGAUGGUUUGGCAAGCUCUGCCAACACCCACGGAAGUGUAACAUGACAGAAGAACAAAGCAAGAGUUUGUGUGAGUCAGCAGAUGGCAUGUUGUGCUCAGGGAAGGGUUCUUGCCAUUGUGGAAAGUGUAUUUGUUCUGCAGAAGAGUGGUAUAUUUCAGGGGAGUUUUGUGACUGUGAUGACAGAGACUGCGACAAACACGAUGGGCUCAUUUGCACAGGGAAUGGAAUCUGUAGCUGUGGAAACUGUGAAUGCUGGGAUGGAUGGAAUGGAAACGCAUGUGAAAUCUGGCUUGGCACUGAAUAUCCUUAAUGAUUCUACGAGAGACAACUGGAUUCUUAUUUCUAGGCCAUUUUAGAAAUUUAGAGGAAAACGUGUAUACAGCAGUAGGAAAAACUAUUGUGUAUUUUUCUAUUUCUAACUGCCUGGGUGAAAUAUGGGUCUUCAUUAGAAACGACUUUAGCAAACUGAUGUAAACUAUACCAUGAAGAAUUGUUCUCCCAUAAUUAACAUCAGUGUUUCACAACUGAGGAGGACAAUUUUGCAACCCACAAGACAUUUGGCAAUGUCUACAGAUAAUUUUGUUAUCAUACUGGGUAUGGUAGGAGUCCUUGUGCUAUGAGCAUUUUAGAGGUAGUGACCAUAGACAAUGCUGAAAACUCUACAGAAAAUAGAAAGACCCUCACAGCAAAGUAUUUUCCGAUACCCAAUCUUUGCCAAUACGUAGUAAAAAAUGCUAAAUUGCAUGAUAUUUAGGACUCUACAGUCUGACACCACUGAAACACUGUAUCAGAAUAUAAGGAUGAUAUUUAUUCUCACAUAAACCAAUCAGUAGAAUUUUUCCAGAAUUCCAUAUGACUCUGAAUUUGCAUAUUGGGAAAAUAAUGACAGACACAUAUGACGUAUAAUGAUAGGUGGGAAUUUACCAGAUCAAAAGGGCUUUAUACUCACAAGAAUGUCUUACAGGAAGAAAUAAAAAAUGUACAAUUUGACAUUUUAAUAAAUAGUGACAUAAGUUUUUUUAUAUUCUGUGCCAAUAUCUAUUUAUGCACUGAAAACAAACACAACAUAAAAAUGAAUUGGAAUGCCCACUUUAGAUCCCAGGAACUAACAGGCCAUGUUUUUUAAGACUAGGCAUGGGUUACAUGUACAAGAAAUCUGGUUUUUAUUUAAAUUGAUUCAUAUAAUGUGUCCUCUGAAGAAAACAGUGUCUAGUUAGAAACACAAGGAUCCUCAUACUGCAUUCAUUGCUCUUAAAAGACUUCCUUUUCUUCAAAGAAGUGGCAGGGUCAAAAAGAACAAUACCUGUUUUAGAAGUUCAGAAAUGGACCCCAAAAUCUAGAAAUAGCUUAAAUCAAAAUUACAAAUAUUCACUCAGUGAUAGGAACAAAAUGUUUAUUUUCUUGGUGAAAUUUUGCUUUGUAUGAAACUCACAUUGAAUUAUGAAAAUGUACAAUAUUUGGGGUUCCCUUGCAUAUAUACAGUUAGAUCUACUUAUACACAUAUUUGAAGCAACCAUUAUUUAUAGCUAAAAAAAUACCUUUUUCCUAAAUGUGAAUUAUUUGUAAAAUCCUAAAAUAACAUAGCAAAAUCAUUUCUGUAUUGUUUUAAGAUGAAAUUUUACUUGCAAAUUUUAUAUUAAUAAUGUAAAUAUUCUAGAGUCAUGGCUUGGACUUUAUCAGUCAAGUCACCAAAAGUAAAGAAAACAUGCCUCCACUGUAUUACUUAAAAAAUUAAAUACUGAAAAGUAUUUGAAGAGUCAAUUUCACUGGUGCUGGUUUUUUUAGUAAUAAUAAGGUUCUGAGAAUUUAACCUAUUUAUAAAAUUGUUGCCUCUAUCCUGAGAUUAGGGGACCCAGCCACAUAGGUUUUAUUUCUAUUACUGAGCUGGCAAUCAAUGUCAGUUUUAUAAAAUGAAGAAAAUAUAAGGAGUUAAGGUAUAGUAUGGAUGAUUGCAUUUUUCCUCUUCUCUAUAUUUUCCUCUUCUUUAUAUACAUUUUAAGCCAAUUACAAUAAUUCAGUAGCAAUUCUGAUGAUAUGUUUGGUGAUAUCCAAAAUGAGACUCAAUGACCAUUCCCUCAUGGUACAAAGACCUUCUGAUUUCCCUACUGCAGGACUCAGCCUUCUCUAAAGGUGUGAACAAUGUAUAAUAGAUACUGGAUAAAACACUGUAGGAUUUUUCUUUAAUUGUUUAAUAUUUUAAAAUUGUAAUAAAUAAAAAUCCAUCCUGAGCCAUACAUAAACAGAUUGUGGGCUGACUUUAAUCACAGCUGUGUAUGAUAGUUUGCCAGACUUGCCCUUGGAAUUACCUCCUGGUGCCUUUCAUCACCCCAAGUGUGUGUUUUUUAAUUAUUACAAUUCUCUCUCUAGUUUUUAUCAUUUCUAUAAGUAGCUUCUACCACAAAAUUAUGUGGUGUUCUUCUUAAAUCUUCACAAGAAAAAGUGUUAAAACAUCAUUAGCAUAUAAGUGUUCUCAGAAUAGAGUUCAACAUUGGAGAAAUGGUAAUUCUAUGAAGAUCAAAACGUGUCUUAAAAAUUUAGAUAACAGGAAAGUAUGUUGUAGUUUGCCAUGUUCUGGAGUGUGUUAUUACAAAUUAUGGAAGGAAGCUAAUAUAUGUCUCACAGUAACCUAAACUCUAAUCAGUUUUUUUCUUAGAAAACUGACAUUAAAAAACCUUCAGUUUGUUUGCUGUAACAUGUGUGUGUAUGUGUGUGUGUGAAAAUCACACACACUUUUGUUUAAAAAAAUGAAAACAAAAAAACAUGGUGACAGGCAAAGACAUAAUAUAUCUCCUACCUUAAUUUGAUUCUGUACUUUGACUCCAAAAUAGAAAGUACCUCAUUGAAAAUGCUGAGCAAGGACAAAUUUUUAAUGAGUAGGAGAAAGUAAGCAAAUCUCUUUGGUUUGCUUGUGAUUUUCAAAAAUUACACGGGGACCCAUGAUAAUUGAAAAGGUGGCAUUAGGUUCACCAGUGGUGAUGAUUCUGAUCCUCACCGCACUUGUUUAACAAACCAUGAGUGGAGAAUCCUUCCAAAGGAAUUAUAAAAGUCAACAAAAGUCCUCAAGAUAUGAAGAGAACUAUUGUUCCUACUGCCUUUAAGAAAUCCUAAGUUCAUCUGGAUUCCAGCAGCACCAGGAAUGACUUACCUCUACCAGCUCAAAAACAAACUCAGCCUCACCAGCAGAUAUCAAGAUUAGACUAAAUGAGAACCAAGAACAAGAAAAACAAAAACUACAACAGUCUCAAUCUGCAAACUCAACUGUCACAACUUUGAAACCCACACAGUAUUCCACAUACUCACAUAGCUUUGUGUGUUACUUUUUAAGCCAAUCCUUGUGUCCUUUAUUUCAGAACAAUACAAUUUACAUUCUAUAUUUGACUAAAUCUGUACUUUAGAAAAUAAUUGGACAUUUAGCCUAAUUGUUUUUCUAUGAUAUGCCUGUUUUCUGAUAUAAAAUUGAAAAUCAUUUUAAA